UGUUUUUGCGGUCAAAUAUGGCAGCGCGCAUAAAAAUCGUCGUUUUUCACUACCGUUUAUAAUAUCAUAGAUAAUAUACAGACAAAAACUUAAAAAAAACAUGUGCAGUGCUAAUUGUUCGUAAACUGGCAUGAUUGUGGAAACACGCGACAGCCUACUUCACCCUAGUGCAGUGUGGCUCCAUACUUAGUAGUUGUAUUACUUGUGAUCAUUUUCUUACGCCGUGGCUUACUUGCGGCAUUCGACUCGGCGAAGUAGGAAGUUCACCAUCUAAGUUACUGUUGUUGAAUUACGACAAAAUGGCUUUGCUGUUGAGAAGCUCGCUGAUGCAUUCAGUUGCUAAACUUGGUUGCAUUAAUUAUUUCAAGAUACUUCUUCCGUGCAACCGCAACCUCUUCCAUGGUGUGAGUAGGAACGCUACCACUACCAGUACCAAGUCCAAAUCACCAAAAAUGACCCACUUUGAGGUGGACGCAAAUGUGCCGACUGACGUUCUAUUGUAUUCCUACACUAAUGACAGGUUUUUUCGAUUACUGACUAUAUUCGGUGCGUCGCAGUUCCUGUUCUGGAUGUAUAUGAGUAACUUUGCAUACUCAUCAUUGCGUGAUAUUAGCAGCAGCAAAGAAGGCAAUGAAUCGAAUGAUGCUGACACGAAUCAGAAAGUGGUUGAAACUGAUGGAAACACUGUCGCUUGGUGGAAGAAUAUUAACCUUGGAGAGAACAAGAUUAGGACUGGUCUUACAAUGCUGUGCACUGCACUCGGGUACACAAUUCUUUUCGGCUCCUUGUUCUAUCCUUUGCGGACCAUCCAUACACUACACUUGUUAAAGGGUGGACAGGCAGUGAGAAUCACAACAUAUGGAGCUUUAGCCCGCAAAAGACCCUUCAUCAAAGACCUUGCUGAAAUAUCAUGUUAUGUUGCACGCCAGAGUGCAACGGCAGCAGUGCCACUCAAAGUGAAAGGCCGAACAUUUUUUUAUCUGAUGGAUGUAAAGAAGGGUGCUUUUCACAAUACCAAGCUAUUUGACAGUACUGUUGGUCUAAAAAGGAAGUUCACUCGAUAGAUUGCUCUUUUAUGCACAGUAUCUGGAUCAAUAAGUUAUUUGCAGCACAUGUCUCUUAAAUUCAUGGUUCCAACAUGUCUAUUCAACAUUCAAACUAUUAAAAAUUACACAAUUUGGCAAUACUUACUUCA
This is a messenger RNA of Priapulus caudatus, 1195 nucleotides long. RefSeq names its product transmembrane protein 223-like. Gene Ontology annotation, biological process: nervous system development. The coding region runs from base 300 to 1064 and encodes 254 amino acids. The transcript is spliced from 2 exons. Lineage: Eukaryota; Metazoa; Priapulida; Priapulimorpha; Priapulimorphida; Priapulidae. The record is from RefSeq and is a predicted model, not a curated record. Gene Ontology annotation, cellular component: mitochondrion.